CCCUACGAAAUCGCAUCGACCCAAAAGUAGGCGGAAGGAAUUUUUGUGUUGUUAUUUCGUCGCAAUCGUGAAUUUUUCAUCCCAAAACGGAUUCAUACGCAUAAUCAGCCAACUGAUAAGAGAGAAAACCAUUCCAUAAUUGUUUUCCCAAAACGAACAACCAGCAGGGGCAUUGUUGACGUUGUGCAAAAGAAUAGACCUUCUUCCCGUAGUGGCUCAGAACCAGCUGAAGCUUUCACUUGGGCACAGAACCAACAGAAUGACUCAGUGUGUGGCUGGUGUAUGAAAUUCGAUCCCAGCAGUCUAGCGACUCGGUGCCAGCAUAUUUUGCGUUCAACAAUCCAACUUACUGAGAAGCAAUCGCCAGAAAUUGAAAAUACCCAUCCAGAAAUUGCGGGAGCAGAUUGUUACCAACUCCCGAAAGCAGCUCCCGGAAUCCCGUCAACGUUGUAGCAAUAGACACCGAAAAUAGCAACACAACGACAGGUGGAAAAGAUGAGUUACGCUUCAUUCGACAAUAAUGCCACGGGCAAUUCGAACAUCACCAAUGAGGCGGACUUUCAGAAAACGGCCCAAAUCGUGGUGGCCAGCAUCCAGAAGAUCCUGCAAAAUGUGUCGUCUAUGCAGCGUAUGGUCAACCAGUUCGGCACAGCACAGGAUUCGCCUGAGCUUAAACAACAGCUCCAUCAGAUACGGUCCUACACACAGCAGCUGAUAAACGACACGACCAACCAGCUGAACGAUCUGGUAAACUGCAAGGAACGUCACCUAAAGAUCCAGCGGGACCGGCUGGUGGACGAGUUUUCCACCGCCCUGAACGCGUUCCAAGCGGUCCAGCGGAAAACGGUCGAUCUGGAGAAGAAUGCCGUCCGGCAGGCGCGACAGGCGAGCGGGGCCGCGAUGGCGAUCAACAAACCGCCCGGCUCGCACCACUCGAGCAUGGGCUCGAACUACAACAACACCUCGAACAGUGGCGGCGGGUCGUCGAUGUUUGAGGAUAACUUCAUUACCGGUUCCCGGGGACAGACACAGGAGCAGAUGCAGGAGGAAAUCGAUCUGCAAGCGCUGGAAGACCAGGAACGGACCAUCCGCGAGCUGGAGGAGAAUAUUGUUAGCGUUAAUGAAAUUUACAAAAAGCUCGGUGCACUCGUGUACGAACAGAGCCACCAGGUGGACUCGAUCGAAGCGUCCGUCGAGCAGACGAGCGUGUUCGUAUCGGAAGGUGUACAGCAGCUUAAACAGGCCAGCCAUUAUCAGAACAAAGCCCGCAAGAAGAAGCUGAUUCUUGCGCUGAUAGCAGCCGCAAUAUUAGCGUUCAUCAUUCUCAUCAUCAUUCUGAAGCACUAAUGCGCUGCAGUAAAAAGAAAAAAAAAAGGAAAAAUAAGUUGAAACGGCGGGAGAAUCUAUGUUA
This is a messenger RNA of Anopheles merus, 1411 nucleotides long. It is a transcript of the gene Syx7, whose product is annotated as syntaxin-7. Gene Ontology annotation, cellular component: SNARE complex; synaptic vesicle; endomembrane system. Bases 496 to 1347 code for a protein of 283 amino acids. Gene Ontology annotation, biological process: vesicle fusion; vesicle-mediated transport; intracellular protein transport. The transcript has 6 exons. The record is from RefSeq and is a predicted model, not a curated record. Gene Ontology annotation, molecular function: SNARE binding; SNAP receptor activity. NCBI's taxonomy places the organism in Eukaryota, Metazoa, Arthropoda, Insecta, Diptera, Culicidae.